ACAAAUUUGCAAUAUUGCUCAAAGGCUUAAUUUUUUUACACUAGUGCCAUUCCAGUAGUUCAAUUCCUUAGUUCAGGAUGUCCUGCUUAGACGCACAUUACGAAUGCCGUCUUCAUUGGAUUCGCGGAUUCCUCCCCGACACUUCAAGGACUUGGGUGGGAUCAACGUCGUACUCCUUGGAAUAUUUGCGGCAUGUUACUGGCGGAGUCGUCUGAGUUCAUUGAGGGCGUUAACGAUACCGGGGUUGUUAUGCGGGGAAACUGGACAGGUUGCUACAGGGGACCCCUCCUGGAAGCUCUCCCAUGGUAAGGCCCCACGUUGGCGAGAUCGAGAAAAUAAGAGGAGAUGGAGGCAUAUAUGGAGGAAGUUUCCCUGGAUGUAAUUUAUUUCUGUUGGUAAAGAACGAUUCUCUUGGCGCGGUUAAACGCUGCAAUCUCGAUUCUUCUUCAUUUGGCAUUAAAGAGACUUGAGGCGAUUCCCAAUCAAAUGUCUUCUAACGGCACAACUCAUAAAAUGGAUGAGAUAAAAAAUGUUUCCGAGCAACAGUACCCAGAAGGUCUUGGCCUUGGGUCCAAUUUAUCCCAUAUCAAAACAUCCGGUGGAAUGACGAUCUCUCCAGAACUUUUCGAAAAACUUUAUCUUACCCCUAAAACCCAAUCAACCGGCGACUUCAGAAAGCGUUUUGCUAAUCCGACUCCACUUGGCCUUAUGGGUUUCGUUAUUUCAUCAUUGACAUAUGCAUCAAUUAUGAUGGGAUGGGGUGGAUCUACAACUCUCACUGGCGUUGCCGGCAUCUUCUUCUUCACAGGUCCCGUUCUCCUCCUUCUCGCCCUGAUUUUCGAAUGGAUAAUGGGAAAUUUCUUCUCCAUGCUCGUUAUGGGCAUGUUUGCAGUCUUCUGGCUCUCGUUCGGCGUCCUCCAGGCGCCUUCGUGGGGAAUCGCCGAGUCGUACAGCGCAACCGGGAAUGCAGCUGAAGGCGCAGCUUCGGUGGGAUACAAUGCGGCGAUUGCCCUGUACUUGACGAUGUGGGGAUUCUGGCUCUUCACGACUUUCCUCUUCACACUCAAGACGAACAUGGUCUUUGCUCUCAUUUUCUUCUGCGCAUUUAUCAGCAGCUUUAUUUUCGCGGGUGCAUACUGGAAAGUCAGCACUGGAGAGUAUGAUAUGGCAUUGAGGUUACAGAAGACUGGUGGAGCGAUCUUUUUCAUACUUGCAGUGCUUGGAUACUAUAUAACCGUCGUCAUGAUAGCAGCAGAGAUGCGCAUCACAGUCCAGCUGCCAGUCGGAGACCUCUCUCAUUACUGGCCAAAAUCCGACGACCUUGCCGAUAUGGAGAAGAACGAAUGAUUUCCAGCAGCGGAGAGACCCUAUGGAAAAUGAGUAUUUACGAAGCCCCGAAGAGUGUGCGUGAUGGAUAAUAGUUUGUCGUAUACUUGGCAAGUAGCUAGUCAUGUCUAAUUCAGCAGCAUCAAAUCCAACUAUUGUUUCAAGAAUUGCUAAUCGUCUGCUGUAUUUUCCUGGACAUAGUAAGGCUCGGCAACAAUAUGUUCUAGAAUACAACAGUUUCCAUAUCGUGGUAAUCGUAAGACCUGAGUUUUAAAGCUCAGCAUCUCGGUGAUGAUCAUGGGGUUUCACG
Cadophora gregata is the source of this 1636-nucleotide messenger RNA. RefSeq lists its product as uncharacterized. The record is from RefSeq and is a predicted model, not a curated record. The coding region runs from base 487 to 1347 and encodes 286 amino acids. Gene Ontology annotation, cellular component: plasma membrane. Lineage: Eukaryota; Fungi; Ascomycota; Leotiomycetes; Helotiales; Ploettnerulaceae. Gene Ontology annotation, molecular function: acetate transmembrane transporter activity. The transcript is spliced from 5 exons.